Dinoponera quadriceps is the source of this 876-nucleotide messenger RNA. Its product is annotated as odorant receptor 4-like. The record is from RefSeq and is a predicted model, not a curated record. Gene Ontology annotation, cellular component: plasma membrane. Gene Ontology annotation, molecular function: olfactory receptor activity; odorant binding. The transcript is spliced from 6 exons. NCBI's taxonomy places the organism in Eukaryota, Metazoa, Arthropoda, Insecta, Hymenoptera, Formicidae. Gene Ontology annotation, biological process: sensory perception of smell; detection of chemical stimulus involved in sensory perception of smell. Bases 19 to 876 code for a protein of 285 amino acids.
UCACAGUAUCAGUACGUGAUGAUACAGUAUCAAUCCGACAGUUUACCCGACUUCAUGGACGGAAUGAGCAGCGCUAUGACGUACACUCUGAUGUUCGUAAAACUCGCGAUUCUGUGGGCCAAUCAACGCUGCGGCGUUCUUGCCGUCAACACCGGUGAAGUGCAACGGAUGAACGUAUCCGCGCGGGAACAAAUCUUGAAAAUGAAGCUGCCGUUCAAGGUCAACACGUCUCCCGUGUACUUACUGAUCACGAUACUUCAGUUCCUGCACUUAGUCUUGUGCGGCUGCGGGAUCUCCAUGGUGAAUUCGCUCAUCGUCACUCUGAUACUUCACAUUGGCGGUCAGAUCGACGUUAUGCGCGACUGGCUAUCGACAGCCUUUUCCAAAAACGUGAUAGGCACCGUGAAUGGAAUCACGAUGAGGGCUUUGGUCACGAAGCACCAGCGGAUUAUCAUGUUCUCGCAAAACAUCGAGAAUCUCUACACAUACAUCGCGCUAAUACUAUUCGUGUCGGAUACCAUCAUCAUAUGCUGUUUAGGAUUCAUCAUUGUUACAUCGAUCGGCACACCAGAUGGCCCGGCGAUUUUGUUGAGAUCCGUGUUAUAUUAUAUGGUGAUGAAUCUCGAGGCAUUUAUAUUUUGCCUCGCCGGUGAAUACCUGAACGCUAAGAGCCAAAUGAUCGGUGAUGCGGCUUACGAUUCCCUUUGGUACGACUUCACUUCGAGCAAGAGUCGUAUUGUAUUGCUGCUGAUCCUGCGAUCGCAGAAACGUUUGACUAUCACAAUCGGGAAAAUCAUGGAUCUCUCUUUGGAGCGCUUCACCAGCGUCGUGAAGGCAUCGGCAUCGUAUAUUUCCGUGUUAUUGGCGAUGUACUAA